Messenger RNA from Salvelinus sp. IW2-2015, 2407 nucleotides. RefSeq names its product gonadotropin-releasing hormone II receptor-like. Gene Ontology annotation, cellular component: plasma membrane. NCBI's taxonomy places the organism in Eukaryota, Metazoa, Chordata, Actinopteri, Salmoniformes, Salmonidae. Gene Ontology annotation, biological process: cellular response to hormone stimulus; G protein-coupled receptor signaling pathway. The record is from RefSeq and is a predicted model, not a curated record. Gene Ontology annotation, molecular function: protein-hormone receptor activity; peptide binding; G protein-coupled receptor activity.
AUGAUAAUAAUGUAUGUAAUCACGAUAAUGACAUACAUGUUUUACUUUGUCAUCUACAGUCAUUCAUAUAAACCUUGUCUUUUCCAACCCAGGAUGUCUGGCAACCUGUCCCUCCUGAGGCCUCCMUUAGUGGGUGCCACCGGGUCAAUGCAACCCGCCCUCUCAAACAUGUCCCAGUUUCCCCCUCUGGUUGACUGGGAGACACCCACCUUCACCCGCGCUGCCCAAUUCCGUGUCGGCGCCACCUUAAUCCUCUUCCUAUUUGCUGCCUGCAGCAACCUUGCRUUAUUGGUCAGUGUGUGCCGGGGGCGUGGCCGGCGCCUGGCUUCUCACUUGCGACCACUCAUCAUGAGCCUGGCCGCCGCCGACCUGAUGAUGACCUUUGUGGUGAUGCCACUGGACGCCAUUUGGAACAUCACGGUGCAGUGGUAUGGCGGAGACGCCAUGUGUAAGAUGCUGUGCUUCCUCAAGCUGUUUGCCAUGCACUCAUCAGCCUUCAUCCUGGUGGUGGUCAGUCUGGACAGGCACCACGCCAUCCUGCACCCGCUGGACUCACUCAACUCCCACCACAGGAACAAGAGGAUGCUGGGUCUGGCCUGGGGCCUCAGUGUGCUUCUGGCCUUACCACAGCUGUUCAUCUUCCGGGCCAUCAAGGCMGAGGGCGUAGACUUCACCCAGUGUGUGACCCAUGGCAGYUUCAAAGAGCGAUGGCAGGAGACRGUCUACAACAUGUUCUACUUCGUCACUCUCUACGUGUUCCCCCUGCUGGUCAUGAGCUUCUGCUACACACGCAUCCUCAUUGAGAUCAAUCAGCAACUCCACAGGAACAAAGCUGGYGAGUCCUGCCUGAGACGCAGUGGCACAGACAUGAUCCCCAAAGCACGAAUGAAGACUCUAAAGAUGACCAUCAUCAUUGUGAUGUCCUUUGUGGUCUGCUGGACGCCCUACUACCUCCUGGGUAUCUGGUACUGGUUCCAGCCGGAGAUGCUGCAGGUCACGCCUGAAUACAUCCACCACGCCCUGUUUGUCUUCGGCAACCUGAACACAUGUUUUGACCCGGUCAUCUAUGGCUUCUACAYGCCCUCGUUCCGGGCCGACCUGGCCAUGUGCUGGUGCUAUAGAAGAAGGGACAUUAAUAUGUCGCCCAGGUCUCUGGACCGCCUGUCCGCCCACCAGGGCCCCCACAGCGGAGAGCAGGACUCUGACGCCCCCGGUGUGGAACAGACCAAAGAGACUGGAGGUGACGGUAGAUGACUGGCGCUGACAGUAAGUACAUCUGUAAGGUUGGAGGGCUGAGGGAGAGCAGACCUGGAAAUGAGCGCUACUAAGGAGUAUGUAGACCGACCUACUUAUUCUGUGAGGUGAAGACAGUGACAUGCUAAACAGCACCACCAAAAUUUCUCCCCUCUGAUUGUACGCCCAUCUUUGACAUUUUGAGGACAUUGUUGGAGCAUGGGAAGAGGCACUUGAGUUAGGGGUCAAGCCCAACCUGAGAUGAAAGGGGAUAUAUGGAUAAAGAGACAAAACUAUCUCGGAUGUCAAGGGUUGAAGGGUUAAAAUCCUUCAGGAUUACUUUACCCAGAAAAUACAUGUUUUCUGGGCCUAAUCUUCAGCGUUAAGCACCAUGGCUAAGGCAGUUCAGAGGUAGACUUAGGAGCCACCCUGAUCUUGUGAGCUUACAUGAAUGGUUCGUUGUUUCCAAGGGGUCCAGAGGGAGGCAGAACAGAACCAACUGGGCUGCAACACGUUUCUGCCAACGUUGGAUAUCCAGAUAUACAGCAACAGUUAAGCACAUGCCAUUCUAUUUCAAUUACUAUCAAAUGGAAAGGCAAACUCAUUUUAAGUGCUGUUCCACAACUUUCUACAAACCAUUUAAACCCUUGGCUGUUCCCUGAUAUAUAUAUACACCAUGCUGCUUACAGUAUGUCACACUGCUCGCUGUCUGCCUACAGGUUGCUUUUCCAUGCAACACUGUGUCCUUACAAUGCCAGGCUGCAUGAGAUCAUCUCCAUAGCCACACAUCACUAUACAGAACUGUCAAAUUACAAACAAAUGUACAAAUGCAUUUGAUGGUACAAUAAAAUGGUUGGCCGUUUCACUCGGAAGACAAACAGUCCAGAGAACUGUCACAUUCAGUGCAUGUCAUGGAGAACAACAUAAUCUGUACUGUAUUUACUAUUCAUGCAUUCACUUCAGCCAUUCAGGCUUGAAAACCAAAGCACAACUACAGUAUAUUAUAACACAUUGAGUGUACAAAACAUUAGGAACACCUUCCUAAUAUUGAGUUGUACACCGUUUUGUCCUCAGAACAGCCUCAGUUUGUCGGGGCAUGAACUCCACAAGGUUUCAAAAAUGUUCCACAGGGAUGCUGGCCAAUGUUGACUCCAAUGCUUCCCACAGUUGUGUU